This is a messenger RNA of Oncorhynchus gorbuscha (pink salmon), 3237 nucleotides long. Its product is annotated as LIM and calponin homology domains-containing protein 1-like. The record is from RefSeq and is a predicted model, not a curated record. The annotation marks the transcript as partial. NCBI's taxonomy places the organism in Eukaryota, Metazoa, Chordata, Actinopteri, Salmoniformes, Salmonidae. Gene Ontology annotation, biological process: positive regulation of stress fiber assembly; regulation of focal adhesion assembly. The transcript is spliced from 17 exons. Gene Ontology annotation, cellular component: stress fiber. Gene Ontology annotation, molecular function: myosin II head/neck binding.
CUUCUAUCCUCCCCGUCCUGCGGGCACCAGGACCGGCUGCUUGGCGUCUGUCUCGCGCCUGGCCGGUUGGAGGUUAUUUUUAGUGUCCGGUUGGUUCGUGUUGCAGUGUGGGGAGUCACGAUAGAUCAUUUUCCUCUACAGCCCAACCGGGAGACGCUCACGCCGAGUUACGGAGAAUCCUGCUAGAAUAACGGAUAUAACAGAUACCGUGAGCCUUAACCGGUGGAAUAACAAGCCCAGCUGUCCGGUAGGAAUUAAGGGACGACAUUGCCGAGCUUUUCUUAUCAGAGAAAGGAUAUUUAAACCCCACGAACGCACCAUAGCCUACGGAAGCCGUUAUCAGAGAUGGCCAGCACCGGGACUGAGCGCGAGGAACCUCACGUUCCCCUGGACGAACUGAGACAUCCCGAGCCUGCAUUCAGAGAGGCGCAGAAAUGGAUUGAGGAGGUGACGGGAAAAAGUUUCGGUGAGAAGGACUUCCGGAGCGGCCUGGAGAACGGGAUCCUGCUCUGCGAGUUACUGUGUUCCAUCAGACCAGGUUUGGUCCAGAAAAUCAACAGACUACCCUCGCCCAUCGCUGGACUGGACAACCUGUCAGUGUUCCUCAGAGGCUGUGAGGAGUUGGGUCUGAAAGGUUCCCAGCUGUUUAAUCCGGGAGACCUUCAGGACACCUCCAUACAAGCCAACCUCAGGGACUCAGAAUGCAGUAGAAAACUGAAGAAUGUCUUAAUUACAAUAUUCUGGCUGGGGAAGGCAUCCGGUGUGUGCCCCUCCUAUGACGGUCCUGUCCUAAACCUCAGAGAGUUUGAGGGACUGCGAUCACACAUGAGAACGCUGAGUGAGGACAGGUCUGGGUCAGACAGUGUGAGGCCAGGUGUGAGGGACAGUGGUUACGACUGCUGGGACUCAGAGCGGAGUCAGUCUCUCUCUCCCCGACAACACACACGGGACAACUCCCUGGACAGCCUGGAUUCUUUUGGCUCGCGCUCCCAGACUAGCCCCUCCCCCGAUGUCAUCAUCCAUGGCAACAGUGAUGUUGACUCAGACGGCGAUGCCCCCAACAGGAAGGCAGAUGUCCGUCGUGAUGACAUGUUAGCUCGUCGUACGUCGGCCGGUGAAUCACGGAGCUUUGUUCCCUUUAACCAGUUCCUGCCCAAUCGGAACGUCUCUGCCUACGUUCCCACCGCCAGACGCAGAUCACGGCCCCAGGAUGGAGAGCACGGCAGUCUCCCUCAGCCCAUCUUAGAGGAGGGGGAAGGGGGGGAGGGGGGAGGUCCCUUUAAGAGACCACCAGGGCCCCGCUCCAGAAACUACAAGACAGUCACAUGGGCCCCAGAUGGGGAGGAGCCUAAAGAGGAAGAGGGGGUUCUUGGGCAGGAAGAGGAAGUGUUGAAACGGGAAGUAGAAGAACAUCGGCGACUGCAGAGGCUGGAGAAGGCGGGGAUUAAAGUUCUGCCCGCUGUGAUUCGCUACGGCAGACCGGCGCCCCGUCUGGAGCAACAGGAAGUUAAGUCACCAUCCCCUGACAUCAUCCUGCGUCGCCAUAAUGACUUCCUGACCAACCAGAGGGCUGCGUGGGACUCUGACUCUGAGGGUGAGGCAGAGGGUGAAGAGGGGGGAGGAGGGGUGAGGAGGGUUCCUGACAUCCGUAGAGAUGACCUGGCCUCCCGACGCGCCCCCACGCCCCCACUGCUCCCACAGCGUACCAGUUCCGGAACCCCUGACAUCAUCUCUGUGGCGACGGGGUCAAUGCGAGGUUGUUCUAAGGUUGUGACCUUUGGCGGCGUGACAGAGCUGGAGGAACAGCCAAUCAGCUCUUCCCGGGAAGGGGAGGAAUCUCAGUUGUUACGGCGACUGCUGGCCAAGGCAACCGUUGCCAUGCCGAUCAUCGCGCUGGGUUCCCAGCUCUCCGAGCAGCAGGAUAGCCAUAUGGGCGGAGUAGACGCUGCACAUACCCCGCCUCCCAACCCUGUCCCAUCCCCCCUGAGCCCAGAGGCUCCUUCCACCCUGUUGGAGCUAGAAUCCCGUCUGGCGCAGUACGAGAGGAGACACCCCAACGUGGCAAUGGUCGUCAGGCCGCCCGUUCCCAGCCAUUGUAACUAUGAUGAUGAUGAUGAGGAUGAGGAAGAGUGCCCUGUACCAGACCUGGAGAAGGAUGAUAUGUUGGCUCGUAGGACCAGGGCAUACCAACACAGCGCGGGGAGAACCGGACGCUCCUUUAACCUGUUCCUGCCUGUCCCUGGAGCGGCCCAACAGAAGAACACCCCCUCUGGUGGACCCAACCAACUCUACCAGAACACCCCCUCUGGCUUCCUGUCUAGGAGCAUAAGUAUAAUUAACAUGCACAGUGAGGAAGAGGGGGCGGGACUACUUCAGCCUCUCGGCCAAUCACGAUAUGACAGCAUGCAGGAACAGUACACCAAUCACCAGGAGGAGGAGGAGGAAUGGCAAGACGACCUAGCCCGGUGGAAGAGUCGUCGCCGCAGUGCUUCUCAGGCUCUGAUCAGGAAGGAGGAGGAGAGGAAGCGGAUGGAGAGGAUGAUGAAGGAGGAGGAGGGAGGCCACACCCAGAAGAAGAAGAACAUCAAGACGUACAGAGAGAUCGUAGAGGACAAAGAGCGUAGGGAGGCGGAGCUGUGUGAUGCGUACAGGAGGGCGGGCUCUAAAGAGGAAGCUGCCAUGGUUCUCCAGCAUUACGCUCUCCGCUUCACCAUCAGUGAUUCAACGCUGGACAGUCUGCAGCUACCUAGAACCAUUACUACUGACCAGAACCCUGAGUCUAGAACCAUUACUACUGACCAGAACCCUGAGUCUAGAACACCUACUACCAACCAGAACCCUGAGUCUAGAACCAUUACUACCAACCAGAACCCUGAGUCUAGAACCAUUACUACUGACCAGAACCCUGAGUCUAGAACCAUUACUACCAACCAAAACCCUGAGUCUAGAACACCUGCUACCAACCAGAACCCUGAGUCUAGAACCAUUACUACUGACCAGAACCCUGAGUGUAAAAUCAUCACUACUGACCAGAACCCUGAGUCUAGAACCAUUACUACUGACAAGAACCCUGAGUCUAAAACCAUCACUACUGACCAGAACCCUGAGUCUAGAACCAUUACUACUGACCAGAACCCUAUCCCUAGAACCAGUAUUAAUAACCAGAACUCUGAGUCUAGAACCAUUACUACUGACCAGAACCCUGAGUGUAAAACCAUUACUGCUGAAACUCUGAGU